GCCAGAGCUAUCUCUCCUCGAACUGCUGGUACGAGUACGAAACUACGUAGUACUACUACAAUAGCUAUUCCGGUUCGCUACCAGCCUCGAGCCAGACUGGCUAGCUAGCACCAUAAUAUUUUAUUAUUCUUUGAAGUCAACCAAAAAGUGUGUUUCUACUUUCUCGCACAAGUUGAUACUGCACGAGUUACAGUAUAGUUACUGCACUCACAAGCUCCUAAGAAGAUGAUGAUGAGCUCUCCCAAAUCCACUCCCAUUGCAACACCCAAGUUGGAACAGUUGGAUCGUUCCGAAUCUGAAUCCGAUUCCAUCAACGGUGGUUCCGAAGUCUUUGAGAACGACAGCGGUGGUGGUAAGGAAGAUUUGGAUGCUGAUUUCGAAGGUAAUAGCAAACAGCAUCUGGAGCCUGAAGCCCUGGAGUUGGCCAAGAAGGAAAACAUGUAUGUUUGGUAUUUGCGAUUUGUGGUGACGGCCUUGUUGGGCGCUGUGGCCUUGGCGGUUUGCCUUUCAGUCUACUUCGUGACCAAACGCAGCGAAGAAGCCGACAUGGAGAAUGACUUUGUCGAUUUGAGUGAAAAGUUGGUGGACACCUUUGAAAUAACCUUUCAGCAACGAUUUGGCAUUGUGGACAACUUUGCACAAGAAUUGACGUCUUACGAGAAGGAUGCACCCAAUGUGACAUGGCCUUUCGUCACAAUGCCGGACUUCGAGCGUCGUGCUGGACGAACGGCCGCCUUGGCCGAUCUCUUUUGCAUCCUGAUCUUGCCCAUGGUGCCCGCCGAGCAACGCGUCGAAUGGGAACAUUAUGCUGUCGCCAAUCAAGGAUGGAGAGGAGAAGGCUUGGCCUUGCAACAAGGGAUUCCCGUCGAGGACGUCCAGGUCAGACAAAUGGAACCCCGAAUGGCCAAAUUCCUCCCCGAUGGCACCAUCGCCCCCGAGGAUCGACCGGGACCCUACUUUCCCAUUUGGCAAACCUUUCCUGCUGUAAACUUGGAGGGUCAUACUCUUUUGAACCUAUACCGAUGGAGUCCAUUGUACACCAGCAGCAUUGAUUCUGUUUUGCAAAACAAGAGACCCGUAUUGCCGGCCAGUUACGACUAUUGGGGGGCUCCCAAGGAUGACAUAAGAAGAGCGGUCUUUAACUUGUACAUUGUCAGCUAUUCCAGGUACAGCUCACAGACAUACGAAGAUGAUCCCAUCAUGUCCUUCUUCUAUCCCAUCUUUGACAGGCUAGAUGGGGAACCACAAGACCGGGAGGUGAAGGCCGUCCUACUGGGCGUCAUCUACUGGAGAACCUACCUCAACGGAAUCCUACCCCCUGGAGCCAAUGGCAUUCAUGUCAUUCUCGAGAAUCAAUGUGAUCAGACAUAUACCUACCGUGUCGAUGGGACAGAGUCCCACUUCCUGGGUCACGGGGACCUUCAUGACACCAAGUACGACUACCUUGAAACGCAAGUGGAUCUAACCCUGGGCAAGGAUAUUUAUGCCGAUAACAACAACACUGCUGACCAAGAGCGCCUGGAAGCGGAUUGUGGAUACAAACUACGGGUCUAUCCCUCGCAGCAAUUCCAUGACUCCCACACUACCAACAAGCCACUCAUAUACACGAUUUCGCUUGCCGCAGUCUUCGUCUUCACAUCCGCGGUCUUUCUCCUCUACGAUUACUGUGUCGAACGUCGUCAAAAAGUCCUUCUGAAAUCAGCACGGCAGUCAGGAGCCAUUGUGCAGAAUUUGUUUCCGGAAAAUGUACGAAAUCGAAUGUAUCAAGAACAAGAGCAAGAAGACAAGAUGAGAGACGGAAAAGAUACUUGGAAGGCAGAUGGGGGUACUGGUGCAGCGGGCUUUCACGGGAGACCCAAUGCGGACUUGUUCCAAGAGACCACUGUCUUUUUUGCUGAUUUGGUUGGAUUCACAGCUUGGAGUUCUAAACGAACCCCCGUAGAAGUCUUCGAGUUACUCGAGGCUCUGUAUGGAGCCUUUGACAAAAUUGCAAAGCGCCGUAAAGUGUUCAAGGUUGAGACGAUUGGUGACUGCUAUGUAGCAGUGACUGGGAUUCCAGAACCACAGGAUAACCAUGCUGCUAUCAUGGCUCGAUUUGCUGUCAGUUGCAUGGCAGAGAUGAACCGAAUGACUCAUGAUGAGUUGGCUGAGACCUUGGGGGAAGACACGAAAGACCUAGAAAUGAGGGUUGGACUUCACAGCGGGCCCACAACUGCCGGAGUACUCCGCGGGGAGAGAGGCCGCUUCCAGCUCUUUGGAGAUACGGUGAACGUGGCUUCCCGCAUGGAGAGUAAUUCGGUCAAAGGUAGGAUCCAUGCAUCACAAAGCACUGCAGAUGCUUUGACGGCAUCUGGCAAAGGCCACUGGUUGACUCCUCGAGAAGAAAAGAUCCUGGCCAAAGGCAAAGGUGAGAUGCAGACCUACUGGGUCCAGAUCAACCCAGGAACGGCAAGAACUGGUCAAUGUUCUGCCCAUUCGAAUCAUUCCCGUGGUGUAAACAAUGAAUUUGUGGCUGUGGCCAAUGUCUAGAAGCAAGGAUUCGGGACAUCUGCCAAAAACUUGCCUUGGGUCUAUAUGGACCACAUCCAACAACCAAGGAAAUCAUGAUCAUAACAUCCCUUACACAUCCCUCCAG
Molecule: messenger RNA, 2635 nt
Organism: Seminavis robusta
Lineage: Eukaryota; Bacillariophyta; Bacillariophyceae; Naviculales; Naviculaceae
Source: the annotation of a GenBank genome assembly